Messenger RNA from Zasmidium cellare ATCC 36951, 1953 nucleotides. RefSeq lists its product as uncharacterized. Lineage: Eukaryota; Fungi; Ascomycota; Dothideomycetes; Mycosphaerellales; Mycosphaerellaceae. The transcript is spliced from 2 exons. The record is from RefSeq and is a predicted model, not a curated record. Bases 1 to 1953 code for a protein of 650 amino acids.
AUGGAUCGAGACCGCGACCGACGGCGCGACCGCGAGAUCCCACCCGAAGACCAGUACGGCACCGGCAGAGGCCAGUCCUACCGCCCUGGUAACACCGUCCGCGAGCGCAGUCCACCGCGCAUGGAUAGCUACCGUGCGCGCACGCCGACGCGGCGUCCAGAGUACGGGGACUCGUACAAAGCCGACUCCUACCGCGCACCACCUCGACCUCGAAGCCGCUCGCCCCCUCGACGCGACGAAUACCGCCGCCGUUCUCCGUCGCCCCGCUAUCGAGACCGCGAGCCACCAAGAGGAGGAGAUAGUUACAGAGGCAGGCCUCGAUCGCCGCCGAGGAGGGAAGAUCUGCCAAGAGAUGAUUUGUUUAGGAGAGAUCCCGUCCGUGAUGAGAGGGACUAUCGUGAUAUCAGAGAUCUCAGAGAUGAUAGGGACAGGGCAUAUGCUGGUGCCGCUGGACGCUCUCCGCUUCAUCGGUUUAGGGACCGUAGUGCAGGCCCGCUGAAGAGAACGAGAGAGCCGUCGCCAGUUUCCAGCAGGGGUAGGAGAUCUCCUCCGCCAGCAAAGCGUGAGAGACUGGUCAGUCCGCCACGCGGUGCAGGACGGUACGAUGACUAUCCACCUUCCCGUGGAGUGAGCCCUCCCAGACGCAGAUACUCGCCCGAUCCUCGAGACCGCCGUCCAUCGCCUCCGAGGGGGCCGACCAGAGAGUAUCGACCACGCUCGAGAUCACCGCCGGCUAGGAACGAUAGGGUCGAUCCGAGGACUAUUGACGAUUGGCGACGACCACGCUCCCCAGUCCGCGAGCCAAGACAGGAAUACUUGAGUCGUGACGAUUCUGGAGUGAACUCGAAUACCACCUCUCGCCGCUCGUCUCCCCCUGUCCACCCAAGCAGAGUUUCUCUACAUCCCGCAGCCGACGACAGACCACGAAGCAGCAGAGUGUCGCCACGGGACCCGUACGGAGACGAGCGCGAGCCUUACCGUGCUUCAGAUGUCGAUUCAAGACUUCCUCCAUCUCGCGACCCAGCAUACGACGACGAUCGAAGGUACGCCCAUGAUUGUGAGCCAGUUCCCCCUCCACGCGAACCUCGCCACGGUGACGAUACCAUUCCUACACCCAGAGCUCCACCAACCGGCCCAAGUGCACAACGUGGCGUAGCCAUGUCACCACCCACUGGGCCAGCAGCAAGUACACCGUCAGGACCUCGAGCCGCAGGAGCACCACCAGCUGGACCUCGUGGCGGACCUGCCCCCCGAGGAGACUUUGCCGGACGUGGUCGUGGUGGUUUUGGAGGUGACUUUGCACCAAGAGGCCGAGGAUUUGGAGUCCCAUUCCGUGGUGGCAGAGGAGGUGGUCCUGGUCCUGGCUUUGGACGAGGUGACUCAGGCUUUGGACGAGGUGAUUCGAGCUUUGGCCGCAACGAAGCAACCUUCGCCCGCAACGAAGCCACCUUCAGCCAACCUGACCCAGCAUUCGGCAACCGCCCACCUCCAUCUGGACCUCGCGGGUCCUUCUCUCAAGCGCCAGCCCCAGCAUUCCGCCAAAACAGCAACGCAACCGCAACAACCUACCCACGCACUCAGCGCUUCGGCAACGGCGACACCACCAUGCCAGACGCCCCAACAGGCCCCAAAGCCGCACGGCGCCCCACCGAACCCGCCAUCGCCCUACCACCCCUCAACCGGCCCCACCCAGCCCUCGCGGACCUCCCCAAACUCAUCGACGGCGGCCAACCCGCCGACCCGCUCAUCGACCAGUCGAAACUCCAUAAGCUGGAGGACGAAGCGGAGAAGCUGAGACGGCAGAUCGACGAGAAGGAGACGAAGAAGCGCAAGUCGCUGCGGGAGUGGGAUCGUUUGAGGAGCGAGACCGAGAUGGCCGGGUUGAGGAGUGAGUUGGCGGAGCAGGCGCUCAAGCAGCUUAAUGGCGAGGCGGAGAGUCAGGCGGCUUUUUAG